AUGGCCGGGGCUCCGUCGAGCAAAGGACGCGAGCGAGCCAUGAACAAGUAUCUAUUGACAAAAUCCCAUCUCAUCGCUUCUCGCGUUGCAAAAGGCCCACCGGCUCUGACACCCAACACGCAGAGUCUAGCCAUUGCCCGGCGCAACCAGCAAUCAUCCCGCCUCCUGCGCCUCCCCCCCGAACUCCGCAACCGCAUCUACGAGCUCGCCAUGGAAACACACAAUCCCGCCCUCCACACCACGGACCUCGCCUGGGAACGCCUCUCCCUCUCGCGCACCUGCCACCAGAUCUUCGCCGAAACCGCGAUGCGCUAUCAUGUGGUGAAAUUACUGCCGAUCGCAAAUAUGGUGCACCACAUGUGUCACCUGCACCGGGAUUUGCAUGUUGUCAAGCUGUUGGCGCCAUCGCAGAGACGUGCGAUCCGGGCUUUUGAGGUGGGUUGGGAGCACGCGGCGGUUUUGCUGCAGACGAGGUGUAAGUGGAUUGAGAAGGGGGGGUUUGUGAUUGAGAUGGAGGAAGGGGUGUGA
Parastagonospora nodorum SN15 is the source of this 528-nucleotide messenger RNA. RefSeq lists its product as hypothetical. The record is from RefSeq and is a predicted model, not a curated record. The transcript has 3 exons. NCBI's taxonomy places the organism in Eukaryota, Fungi, Ascomycota, Dothideomycetes, Pleosporales, Phaeosphaeriaceae. The coding region runs from base 1 to 528 and encodes 175 amino acids.